GCGCGCUAAGUUUAUAAAUGUAAAAAUGUUUAUUGCUACAAUGUUUGUGUAAAAUUGAGCUUUUUUCUUCCAUAAAGGACAAAAAAAAAAAAAAAAAAAAAAAGGAACUUGAUGGAUUCUAAAAAUCCAAACCUCUGACUUUUUUUUUUUUUUUUGCUGUAGCUGCAUUUUUAUGUAUUAUAAGCAGCAAAAUUUGUGCAUUGAUGUUCUCGAAUUCUUAUAUAAAUUGAAAGGAAAUGGCUUUGAGAAAUAUAAUUCCGGUUAAUUAUAGUAUUCUAAGGUUCUCUCACAGGAGUUGUCAGCUAAAUAAGACUAAUGAAGAAAAGCAUUCAAGAUUUAAUGCAAUAAAUAUACAAAUGCUUUCUUAUGACCUUCAUCGACAAAUAUUUGGAACUAAACGUGAAAUAAAACCAGAUGCAAAAACUUUAUCUAAAGUUAUAUCUCACCUAAGCCAACAUAAUUUAUGGGAAGCUGAAACCAGUACUCUGCCUGAUAUAAACUUCAAGAUUCCUGAUCUAUAUAAAUCUGACAUUGAAAAGCAUUUUAAAUACAUAGCAAAUCAAUUACUAUGUGAUUACAAGAAUUUGCUAGUCAAGCUUUUAAAUUCCAAACUUCCAAAACUGCCACAAAGGUGGAAUCUAUAUGAAGGAUGGAUGCAAUACGAUAAUUCUGGUGAAGCAAGACCUGUAGAUUUUCCUGAAGAAUCUGCAUUAGUUUUUGAUGUUGAAGUCUGCAUGCAAGAUGGAAAUUUCCCUACAAUGGCUACUGCUGUAUCUGAAAAGUACUGGUAUUUAUGGUGUAGUGAAAAAUUAGUCCAGAAUCAAUUUGUGCUGUCAAAGAAUGUUUCCUUGAAUGAUCUUAUACCUCUAGAAACAAAGAAAGGAGAGGUGAAACCUCCAGGAAAUGAAAAAUGGGUUCCAAGACUUAUUAUUGGGCAUAAUGUGGCUUUUGAUCGAACAUAUGUGAAAGAACAGUAUUUUUUAGAGCAAACCAAAGCAAAGUUUUUGGAUACUAUGUCUCUACACAUGUGUAUGUCUGGUUUAACUGGACUGCAAAGAGCAAUGUCUAUUGCUUAUAAGAAAACAGAAGGCAACAGAAACAAGAACACAGAGAAUGAAGUAGAGAAUGAUUUUUUUAACCCAAGUCUGGGUUGGUCAAACAUUAGUUCCUUAAAUAAUCUAUCUGAUGUAUAUAAAUUAUAUUGUGAAGGAGUUCUAGAAAAAUCUGCAAGAGAAAUUUUUAUCACAGGAUCACUUAGUGAUGUAAAAGAUAAAUUUCAGGAACUAGCAACUUACUGUGCCCUUGACACCAUGGCUACGUAUGAAAUACUCAGAAAAAUAAUGCCCAUGUUUUUUCAGAGAUUUCCUCAUCCAGUAACAUUGUGUGGAUUAUUAGAAAUGUCGUCUGCAUAUUUACCUGUAAAUCAAAACUGGGAAAGAUAUCUUCAUGAAGCACAGUCUACAUAUGAUGAUCUACAGCAGGAGUUGAAACAUUCUCUCAUACAUUUAGCUAAUGAUGCUUGCUCCUUGCUUCAUAAUGAUUUAUAUAAAGAUGAUCCUUGGCUGUGGGAUUUAGACUGGUCUGUUCAAAGUAUCAAAUUUAGAAAAGCAGCUCCUGAAACAACAAAGAAGAGAAAGAGCAAAAGCAAAAAAGAAAUUGGUACUGAAAGUAAAGAAAAAAUAUCUGAUGGCGAAUCUAAGCAUCCUGUUGCUGAAGAGCAUGCUAUUCCUGAAAUUGAGAAAGAAAAUUGUGAUAAGUCUUUAGAUUCAUCUGUCCAAAAGGUUUAUAAAUCUGCUGCAACUUUAAGAAAAGUUCGUCCAUUUUUACCAGGUUAUCCAGCCUGGUACAGAGAUCUGUGUGACAAGAAUAUUGCAGAUAACAUAGAUUGGGAACCUGGCCCAAACCUUAUCAGCACUCAGAUGCGCAGUGUACCCAAAUUAAUGCGCUUGACAUGGGAUGGAUUUCCUUUGCACCAUGAUGCUAAACAUAAAUGGGGAUACUUAGUUCCCAAUUUUAAAACUGCAGAUAUUACAGAUAAUUGUCAUUUUCCAUUAAAGAAUUUUUUAUGUGUCGUUUAUCAUAAUGCGAAAACAAGUUCAAAACCUCAGAAUGAGCCAAGGAUUGACUUAUUUUGGUCCAAAAUAAAAGAGCCUGCCGAAAAUAAAAAAGAAGAAGCUGAAAUCUGGAAGUCAAUCUUAGCCAAAGGAAAAAAAGAAAAUCCUGUCAGUUCUGAUGGAGGAGAUCUCAGUAUAGGACCUCAUGACAUUGGUAUUGAUGGUUGUUUAUUUUAUCGUCUCCCUCAUAAGGAUGGCCCUCAUAAAAGAGUUGGUAACCCUUUGUCAAAAGAUUUUUCCUUUAAAGUUGAAGAUGGGACUUUUAAAACUUGGGGUGAAGGCCAAGCUGAUAGAGCUCUUCUGCUUAGUAAGAUGAUAUCAUAUUGGAAAAAUAACCGUGAGCGUAUAAUCUCUCAGAUGGUUGUGUGGUUAAAAGAGGAAGAAUUGCCUGCUGCAGUUAAAUUGAGCAAACAUUAUGAUACAGAUAAUUCAUAUGGUACAAUACUCCCUCAUUUAAUUCCUGCUGGAACAGUGACAAGAAGAGCUGUUGAACCAACGUGGCUUACAGCUAGUAAUGCUUAUGGGGAUCGUGUUGGAAGUGAGUUAAAAUCAAUGAUUCAAGCCCCACCUGGAUACCAUUUUGUUGGAGCUGAUGUUGAUUCUCAAGAACUGUGGCUUGCAGCAAUAUUCGGGGAUUCAAUGUUUGCAAAAAUUCAUGGAUGUACUGCUUUUGGCUGGAUGACUUUGCAAGGAAAAAAGUCUGCUGGUACUGACAUGCAUAGCAGAACAGCUGCCUCUGUUGGCAUUGCUAGGGAUCAAGCUAAAGUAAUUUAG
This is a messenger RNA of Stegodyphus dumicola, 2888 nucleotides long. RefSeq names its product DNA polymerase gamma, catalytic subunit tam (gene PolG1). The record is from RefSeq and is a predicted model, not a curated record. Gene Ontology annotation, molecular function: DNA binding; 3'-5' exonuclease activity; DNA-directed DNA polymerase activity. Gene Ontology annotation, cellular component: mitochondrion; gamma DNA polymerase complex. Gene Ontology annotation, biological process: mitochondrial DNA replication. NCBI's taxonomy places the organism in Eukaryota, Metazoa, Arthropoda, Arachnida, Araneae, Eresidae.